AUGAGUGACUACUCGAAAGCACUUGAAUUUUACGAAAAAUCACAUAAAAUCCUCGAAAAAGCUCUACCUCCGAAUCAUCCCAAUUUGGCGAGCUCCUACAACAACAUCGGUCUCGUGCAUAAGAACAUGGGUGACUACUCAAAAGCACUUGAAUUUUACGAAAAAUCACAUAAAAUCUACGAAAAAGCUCUGCCUCCGAAUCAUCCCGAUUUGGCUACUUCCUACAACAACAUCGGUCUCGUGCAUAAGAACAUGGGUGACUACUCGAAAGCACUUGAAUUUUACGAAAAAUCACUUAGAAUCGACGAAAAAGCUCUACCUCCGAAUCAUCCCAAUUUGGCGAGCUCCUACAGCAACAUCGGUCUCGUGCAUAAGAACAUGGGUGACUACUCGAAAGCACUUGAAUUUUUCGAAAAAGCACUUAAAAUCGACGAAAAAGCUCUGCCUCCGAAUCAUCCCGAUUUGGCUACUUCCUACAAUAACAUCGGUAGAGUGUAUGACAACAUGGGUGACUACUCGAAAGCACUUGAAUUUUACGAAAAAUCACUUCAAAUCGACGAAAACACUCUGCCUUCGAAUCAGCCUCAUUUGGCUAUUUCAUAUGGCAACAUCGGUCAAGUGUAUAACAACAUGAGUGACUACUCGAAAGCACUUGAAUUUUACGAAAAAUCACAUAAAAUCUUCGAAAAAGCUCUGCCUCCGAAUCAUCCUGAUUUGGCUACUUCCUACAAUAACAUCGGUGGAGUGUAUGACAACAUGGGUGACUACUCGAAAGCACUUGAAUUUUACGAAGAAUCACUUCAAAUAAGAGAAAAAGCUCUGCCUUCGAAUCAUCCCUCAUUGGCUAGUUCCUGCAACAACAUCGGUCUCGUGCAUAAGAACAUGGGUGACUACUCGAAAGCACUUGAAUUUUACGAAAAAUCACUUCAAAUAAGAGAAAAAGCUCUGCCUCCGAAUCAUCCCGAUUUGGCUACUUCCUACAGCAACAUCGGUCUCGUGUAUAAGAACAUGGGUGACUACUCGAAAGCACUUGAAUUUUACGAAGAAUCACUUCAAAUAAGAGAAAAAGUUCUGCCUUCGAAUCAUCCCUCAUUGGCUAGUUCCUGCAACAACAUCGGUGGAGUGUAUAACAACAUGGGUGACUACUUGAAAGCACUUGAAUUUUACGAAAAAGAUCUCGAAAUCACGAAAAAAGCUCUGCCUCCGAAUCAUCCCGAUUUGGCUACUUCCUACAUUUGCAUCGGUCUCGUGUAUAAGAACAUGGGUGACUACUCGAAAGCACUUGAAUUUUACGAAAAAUCACAUAAAAUCUACGAAAAAGCUCUGCCUUCGAAUCAUCCUCAUUUGGCUGCUUCCUACAACAACAUCGGUAUGGCGUAUUCCGGCAAAAGAGACUACUCGAAAGCACUCUCAUUCUUAGAAAAGGCACUUGUUAUCUUCCAAAAAUCACUUCUACCUAAUCAUCCUAAUAUUAAAACAGUCACAAACUCAAUUGACUAUGUAAAAAAGAAAAUGUAA
This is a messenger RNA of Rotaria sordida, 1518 nucleotides long. The record is from the annotation of a GenBank genome assembly. NCBI's taxonomy places the organism in Eukaryota, Metazoa, Rotifera, Eurotatoria, Philodinida, Philodinidae.